Alternaria conjuncta is the source of this 1593-nucleotide messenger RNA. RefSeq lists its product as uncharacterized. The coding region runs from base 1 to 1593 and encodes 530 amino acids. The transcript has 2 exons. The record is from RefSeq and is a predicted model, not a curated record. NCBI's taxonomy places the organism in Eukaryota, Fungi, Ascomycota, Dothideomycetes, Pleosporales, Pleosporaceae.
AUGACCUCCAUCCUCGACAAAAUCCAAGCGCGCGGCUACCUCAAAGUCGGCACAACGGGAGACUACAAGCCCUUCUCCUACAAAGUAACAAACCAAACCGGACUGCCUGCCACACCAACCAUCAACACGACCUACAUCGGCGCCGAUAUCGACUUAGCGCAGUCGCUUUCCAACUCGCUCGGCCUUCCACGUCCAGUUGAGUUUGUUCCUACCAUCUGGGCGAACAUCACCACGGACCUCGUAGCGCAGAAGUUCGAUGUCGCCAUGAGUGGCGUUAGCAUCACCUUGGCUCGUGCACAGAAGGUCUUCUUCUCUACUGCGAUUCAACGCGUUGGCAAGGCAGCCUGCGUGCGAUGCGCAGAUCUAGGAAGGUUCUCGUCUUUGGGGGCUAUUGAUACUGCGGGUGUCAAAGUUGCGGUCAAUCCGGGUGGCACGAACGAAGCAUUUGAUCGCGCGAAUUUGAAGGCCGCUACUAUCGUUCUGGUGCAGGACAACAAUGCUGUCUAUAAAGCUGUUAUGGAUGGUGAUGCCGACGCGAUGAUUAGCGAUAUCAUCGAGGUCGAAUUGCAGGUUCGGCUGCAUCCUGAUGUGCUAUGCAUCGUCAACCCCAAUGCGACUUUUACGUUUGAAGAGCUGGGUUAUAUGGUUGGACGGGAUGUUGUGUGGAAACAGUAUCUGGAUAUGUUUGUGCACAUUCAGCUUGGGAGUGGUGGAUGGAAUCGUACGCUGGAGAAAUGGAUGUCGUAUAAAUGGCCUUCGCCGUCCUUUGGAGAGCGGUUGCGAAUGGCUACCCAACAAACGCAGGAAGCUGCGCGGGAUGACCCAAACCCCUUGCUCUGGCAUAUAGCCGUCAACAAAGACAGCAACUCGACCAUUCUGUUCAUACACGGCGCUUUCGUAGACGCCCACGACUGGGAACUGGUGGUACCCUACAUCCAAGACUACCAUCUUCUUCUCCCAGACUGCCCUGGACACGGUAACUCGUCGCACAUACCGUUCUCUAUCGAGACAUCCGCAGAGCACAUCACGCGUCUGAUAGAGGCACAAGCUAUCGGCGGUCGAGCCCACGUUGUUGGCCACAGUCUCGGUGCCUCGAUCGCAGUCUGCCUUGCUGCGAACUACCCUCAUGUCGUCGAAUCGAUAUUUAUCUCUGGAUACAGCGAAGCGCCUGUCUCCAAAGCUCCGCUGCUACCUUACCUGCUCUGGGCCUCCAGUCGCAUGGAAAACGCUGUCCCCCGACCUUGGAUUCGCUGGCUCAUGGAUGGUACAGAUCUCCGCCGCACAAAUAGUCCUUCGCUAUCGCUUUGCACACAGAUCGCGCAUACCGACAGCGCAGCGGCGCGACUGCACCCAUGGUCUGCACGAACCCUGAUCAUUGUCGCUGGGAAGGGUGGGCUGGUUCCAUCUAGCGAUAGCCCGGAGGCUGCUCGCAAACUCGUCAAGAUUGGAAAAGAGAACAACACUUUGACUCUUGCUUAUACGCAUCCGAAUAUGAGGCAUCCUUGGAACAGGCAAAACCCUGGUCUUUGGGCGGAGACUGUUGUAGCCUGGGUUGAGGGGAAGGAGCUUCCAGCUGGGUUUGUGCCACUAUAG